This is a messenger RNA of Amoebophrya sp. A120, 3851 nucleotides long. NCBI's taxonomy places the organism in Eukaryota, Dinophyceae, Syndiniales, Amoebophryaceae. The record is from the annotation of a GenBank genome assembly.
AGGACCUCCCAGAACCAGCUAUUCAUACAAUUACAUACAAAUUUCCUCAUUUGUAGCUCUCCUAUACCUGCAGGCGCGACCAAAUCGCGCGUAGCAUCUUAAAAACCAAUCAUACGUAAUAUGUUGGAAUGUUGAGCUGUUUUUGAAUCCCCAACCCUACUAUCCCAGAAACCACUAUGUCCUCCUGGAAGAUCGCGCGGAGGCGUUUAGCCUCUUCGCUCUUCUUCCUGAGUCUCGUCCACAACGAGCAGACCCAGUCUGCCGCCGCGCAGUACACUCACCCGGCGGUAUUGAGAGGAAAAAUCCCCCCUCCCCAUAUCGAAAAGGUAUCUUUCCGAAAAUUUCUGUUGCUGACUUGAGGUCACAAAUCACAUUUGUCUUGCAAGAAGACAAGGGCAGAAGCUUCCGCCCCAUUAUGGAAGCGAUUGGUCAUGCUGUUGGGUCUAAAGGUCAGCCGUUUGCAAUGCUGACCAACUAGAUCCAUACGCCCCUCCCUAACCUGGGGAUCUGGCCGCAGUGCCUUCCUGCAAUACAAAUCUGAUUUGUGUACGCAAAUCCAGCAUCACAGACUUCCCUUUUGAUAUGGGGAGGGGGGAUUUUUCCUUUUCAUAGGCGGAGACGCGGCGGUCGCUCACCGCCGAGGAGGUUUUGAAGGCGAACCUUUUAUCAAAUGUAAAAAUGUCUGGGUCUGGAAGAAUACGAGAUUUGUGAUGCAGGUUUUCCAUGACCCAUGAGGUCUGGAAUGCGAGACCCAGCAUGACAGAUUCUUUUAGGGCUCUAUCAUGCCUUUCCUGCAUGAGAAACUCCCUCUCAACUUGGUCAAAAGGAGACAGCUUUUGGCACUCAUGCAACACAGAUUUCUGCAUGAUUCGGAUUUAGCAUGACAAGUUGCAUUCUUCCAGACCCAGACAUUUUUACAUUUGAUACCUUUUCAAGGGGUACCAAGCCGACUCCCGGCCGAUCGACCAGCUGGCGCUGAACGACAUCCGGACUUCCUCGGGGAACUUUACCCUCCCCUCCGUGCCCGCGACCAACGUGCGGAUCCAGAUCUACGUGCAAGCGCUGGAGAACUUGGACCAACUCGACGGCACCAUCCGGAUCGCGAUCUGGCUGCGGCAGAAAUGGACGGACCACCGCCUGGUCUACCCGCAGUUCCUGAACGUCACCACCGUGAUGGGGACGCCAGAUUUGAUCGCCAGCGGUGACCCGAACUCGUUCAAGAUCGUGAACGAAGAGGACGCCACGGUACUGCAGUCGCUGGGGUAUACACUGGUGACCCGGCAGGUGGAAACGCCUGCGAUGAUCUCCGUACCCACCGACCCGAUUCAGGGCCGGUCGGUCUGGGUGCCGGACCUAUCAAAUGUAGAAAUGUCUGGGUCUGGAAGAUUCUGAGACUUGUCAUGCGCGUUUUGUAUGAGCCAUGAUGUCUGUGAUGCAUGCCCUAGCGUCACAGAUUCUUUGAGGAGUUGUUGAUGCCUAUUCCGCAUGGCAAAUGCCCUCUUCGCGUAGCAAAAAACGCGUUCCCUUGGCUGCUCAUGCAAUACAGAUUUUUUGAGAAUUAUGGCGAUGGCAGAAACUUUUUGCUUCAAAACUUUUUUUUUUUUGGGCAUGCGAAUCACCCAGCGCGAAAAGUAGCCAUCUUCUCAGCGGCAAAUAUCUCACGCAUGAGCGCGCCGGCUUUGUGCCUCUCUGAAGCUCGUUAGCCUGUAAGCAGAAACAAGGAAAACUUCGCCGGCGGUUGCGUCCCGGAAUUGGUCCGUGACGGCAUGCGCAGGAGCCGGAUAGCCACCGCAUGGGAUGGCACUGGUCGAAUAAAAGAAAUACGCAGCCAAACCGUGGCCGUUUGUGCCGCGGUCCGUGGCAAACAGCCGGCCCGUGCCCCGGCAGGCAAAAAAUGUGGUCAUACUCGGCUGUCAAACAGUUGAAAGCUAAGCGCGACGGCGCCGACGACUUAGCCGCCGCGGAUACGCAGCGACUUCGGGUUUUGGUCUCGGGCCAGCCCUUUUCAGCCCCGGUUGCUUUGCAAAGAGCAAAAGAAUCUUGUGUCUCCGGAAGCAAGCAAAAGCUUUCAAGGGGUACCCCCAGAGGCACCCCCAAACCCCCCCCCCUUUUUGGGUCUUCUCAGAAGGGUGCUCCCCAUUGGUAUCUCCACGAAGGGGGGUCCCCCAAACCCCCCCCCCCUCAAGGGGGGGCCCGAGCCCUCUUUUUGCUUCCGCAAGUUUGCAGCUUUUCAAAAGCAAUGUCAGGAAAAAUGAUCACGCGAACCCCGCAAGGACGGGCUUUACACAAUCGGGCCCGGAAUAAACUGGGCGACUUUAUUGGCUCUGUACGCCUACACUGUCUGUGCCUCGCAGAGUACUUUGGAAGCUAUGGCACGCCAGGCCCCCUGGCCAUGCUCGUUUGAGAUUGCCGCUCUUGUGCGAACAGUCAGCAUUGCGCUGCCAAAUCCUGAACUAGUUCUCGAUACGCCAAGGCCGCGGCAGGGGACCUAGCUGUCACGCACCUCGAGGCCAAAGGGCUCAGGGCGAAUCCGUGACGCAGCCGACGGGCCGGCGGGCCUUGUGCCUGUAUUCAGACUAGCUAGCUCAGCCUACAGAAAAAGCCGCCCUGCUCAUGCGCGGAAUAUUCACCGCCCAGAAGGUGUCUGGUUUUCAUGAUGAAUGAAUUGCAUGCCCAAAAAAAAAAAAGUUUUGGAGCAAAAAGUUUCUGCCAUCGCCAUAAGAAUCCAAAGGCAGCAUCACAAGUUCCAGAGUUGCAUUCUUCCAGACCCAGACAUUUUUGCAUUUGAUAGGACCUGUUACUGUACAACACCGCGGAAAAACCGUUCGACAACCUCGUGCAGAGCCAAGCGAGCUUGUACCGCAGCGGGCUUGUGAUCUGGAGUCGACCGGGGAUGACGAAGGUACUGAGGUUUGCUUCAUUUACUUAUGCCUGUGUCGUGAACGUUUUUCUUUUUUCGUUUCAGAAGUCGCCGCAGCUAUCACGAUGGUGUCGGAAAAAUAUCUCCUUGCCAUGUUGUACGCUUUCUUGAAUGAUGUUGUCGUACGUACAUAUAGAGAUUUUUGUUGUAUCAAACCGCAGGCACUGUGCAACUUCAAGCUGGCCGAUUUUCCCUACGACACGCAAACCUGCGAGUACAAGAUGGGCAGCUGGGGCUACGACGCCGGCGCCCUAAAGCUGCUGCCCUACGACACCUCCGCACCAAAUGACGACUUCACAUCCGGCGUGGACAUCAACGCGCAGGAGGUGAUGGUCAAUUCGGAGUGGAAAAUCGCGAGAACAAAAGGGUAUUUGGUCUCCAAGCUCUGGAACUGCUGCCCUUUCCCGUACGAGACGUUCCACUUUUCGUUAGAGGCCGAGCGGCAGUCGAAGGUCUACACGGCGACUUUCGUCGUCCCGGGUGUGAUUCUGUUGCUGAUGAUGCUGCUCCUCGCCCCCUUCAUCCCGUGGCAGAGCGGGGAACGGGUGGGCUACAUGGUCACACUGAUGCUUGCUCUCGUGGUGUUCUUGUUGAUGGCGGAGGAGCACCUGCCGAAGGGGGAGGAAUCAACCUGGUUGUCGAAUUACCUGAUGGUGUUGUUCUACAUCGCCGUCGCAAUUCUGGUUUUUAUCAUCGCGCUGACCCGGUUCGAGGUGUGGCGCCACGACAAGGCGGAGGAACAAGAAAAGCACCACCAGACCGAAUUGCUGGAGCAACAAACGAAGUUGCUGAAGGAGUCGAAUUCCCGCGGCAAUCUCGGCGCAGCUUCCGGGAAGGCGCAGGGCUUUAUGUCGCGCGGCGCGAGCCUGUGGGGACGGACGAUGAGUAAGCUGAAACAACAAGCUUCGUCGAAGACGACGCCAGAGGGAGG